Molecule: messenger RNA, 1414 nt
Organism: Tripterygium wilfordii
Lineage: Eukaryota; Viridiplantae; Streptophyta; Magnoliopsida; Celastrales; Celastraceae
Product: tobamovirus multiplication protein 3
Exons: 12
Coding region: 203-1087 (294 amino acids)
Source: RefSeq, a predicted model, not a curated record
UGAAGUAGCAGUUAAUAUCAAGGCGCGUUGUAGAGAAAGCUAGCCAGCCAAGAGAGACUAGUGCCGGUAGAUUCGAGAAAAACCUACUCGAUUCAUUCCCUCCUCCGCACAUCCUCCCUUUUCUUUCUCGCCGGACGUCUAGUCGGAGGCAUACCAUCUCGAGAGGGAAAAGAAGGAAAUCAAGUGUGUUUGAGGAGGCUUGAUGGGGCGGAUCAGCGUAGAAGUAGGUGAAGCGGUGAUCGCGUACAGUCUGAAGGAGGCGUCGAAUUGGUGGGAAGACAUAAAUAAAUCUUCAUUAUGGCAGGAUCGCAUCUUUCACGUCCUCGCCGCCCUCUAUGGUCUCGUCGCCAUCGUUGCCUUGGUUCAAUUGGUGAGGAUACAAUUGAGAGUUCCAGAAUAUGGUUGGACCACGCAGAAGGUUUUUCAUUUCCUCAAUUUCCUUGUAAAUGGGGUUCGAGCACUAGUUUUUGUUUUUCGCCGAAAUGUACAACAGUUGCAUCCACAGGUCUGCACUAUUGUCCAACAUAUCCUGCUUGACUUGCCAAGCCUUGCUUUCUUCACAACAUUUGCGCUUUUGGUUCUGUUCUGGGCAGAAAUUUACUAUCAGGCACGUGCUGUAUCGACUGAAGGACUUAGACCGAGUUUCUUUACGAUCAAUGCAAUUGUUUAUGCAAUUCAGAUCGUCAUCUGGUUUGUGUUAUGGUGGAAACCUAUCCCUGUUGUGAUCAUCGUCUCAAAGAUGUUCUUUGCAGGAGUAUCUUUGUUUGCAGCUCUUGGCUUUUUGCUUUAUGGUGGGAGGCUUUUCUUGAUGCUGCAGCGGUUCCCUGUAGAAUCCAAAGGUCGGCGUAAAAAGCUUCAAGAGGUUGGCUAUGUAACCACCAUAUGCUUCUCAUGUUUCCUUGUCAGAUGCAUUAUGGAGUGCUUUAAUGCAUUUGAUAAAGCUGUUGACCUUGACGUCUUGGAUCAUCCGGUCUUAAAUUUCAUAUAUUACCUGUUGGUGGAGAUAUUGCCGUCUUCUUUGGUCCUCUUCAUUUUGAGGAAGUUGCCACCAAAGCGUGGUAUCACUCAAUAUCAUCCAAUACGUUAAGGACCGCGUAGCAUGCCAGCAUGAUGGAAUUGUGGUGACAUCAAGACUGUUUAUACCUUCGAAGGGAAUAGAAGCGAAAGGGAGGAACAAACAUUGAACAUUCUGUUUGGAAUUUCAAGCUAAUCUUGUGGAUUUUAUAGUCGGUUUGUUUUCAAAAGGCAUCAUGAUAAAGUUGUAAGAAUGACCUAAAAAUAAAAUUGUGAAAUAUGUUGUGAAAGUGAGAUGAGUUUGUCACUUUUUAUCUCUGUUGUUUUCUGGUUACACUAAACUUUCAGUUAGCAAUGCUAAUGCUACUGACUGGAAAGAAAUGAAGAUCUAUUUUUGGUG